Catharus ustulatus (Swainson's thrush) is the source of this 2061-nucleotide messenger RNA. Its product is annotated as MLV-related proviral Env polyprotein-like. The record is from RefSeq and is a predicted model, not a curated record. NCBI's taxonomy places the organism in Eukaryota, Metazoa, Chordata, Aves, Passeriformes, Turdidae. The coding region runs from base 1 to 2061 and encodes 686 amino acids. The transcript has a single exon.
AUGGUAAACCUCGCAGUUAGCAGCAACCUAACUGGCGAGCGAGGCAGAAGGGUAAAAGGUGGGGAUAAGGAAUCUCACAUAGAAACAACCAAAAAGAUGUCUACAACCUAUGAUGACCGGAGGCUUGGAAAUAAUAGGGUAAAAGGGACUAGAAAAAGAGUUUGCUUUGUCCACAUCACUUGCACUAGACAUCACCUGAUUCUAAUAAUGCAUUUAAUAAUAGUGAUGAAAUUGAUAAAGGGAGUAGAAAGUAGUCAUGAACCUUUUAAAUGGUCUUUGAUAAAAUGGGAAGAUUCAAGGGUGGUUAGAACAGUCAUAACAGCAGGGUCUCCAUCGUUCCAAGUCAGCCUUACAGAAUUAGUAACCUUCAGGUACAGGAUGACAGCAAACAAGUACAAGGCCGUCUAUAUGUGCCCAGCCUUUAACCCAGGGAAACCUUAUUGCAAUUACCCUGGUUACAACUUCUGUGCAUAUUGGGGUUGUGAAACAUUAGCCCUUGGUUUUCAUCCAGGCGGCCCGCCCGAUCAGUACUUAAAGAUAGGGAGAGGUCCUCACGGAUGCAAACCUCCUCGGUACAAUUAUUCAUGGGGCAUAAAGGGAGGUGACCAUACAUGGUGUCAAUUUAUACACCUGAAUGUCACAAGGCCAGACGAUCCAGUAUGGAUAAUAGGAAAGACCUGGGGAUUAAUGGCAUUGCAGCCAGGCACAGAUCAAGGAGUAAUGAUUCUAAUAAAGAAAGAACCAAUACCACAUGACCCGGAACCGGUAGGACCUAAUCCGGUAAUAGGAGAGGGAGGUCAAAGAAACAUUGUAAACACCUCGACUCCAAACACCUCAGCCUUGAGAGAAAAUGCUACAGAAACCAAGAAUGAAACCAAAAACUGGCCAGAGAAAAAUCAGCCUGUCCAAGAAUAUAAUACACUUUGGAAAGUAAUGCAAGCCACCUUUAAGGUGCUAAAUGAUACAUACCCCAAUAUAACGAAAGAAUGUUGGCUAUGUUACAUGGUAAAACCACCCUUUUAUGAAGCCAUAGGAUCUACUGCCGAACACAGGUGGGUAAAUGGAACAAACCCCAGAGAGUGUCUAUGGAGAAAGGAACAAGACAAUACCCCUGGGAUAUCUCUAGCUCAAGUGAGGGGUAAAGGGAGGUGUGUAGGGAACAUCCCUAAAGACAAGAAUCAUCUAUGCAAAAGCCAGAUGGUAAUACCUAUACCAGAUCCAAAGAAGCCAGCUCAAUGGCUCCUCCCUGCCGUAAAUACUAAGUGGGUGUGUAACACCUUGGGAGUCACACCGUGUCUAGCAGUUAAUAGUUUCGAUAUUACCUCAGAAUAUUGUAUUCAAGUUCUAAUCCUCCCUCGAAUAGCAUAUCAUUCUAAAGAUUACGUCCAUGAACAACAUAUCACCUCUAAGAAUCAUUUAACAAAAAGGGAACCAUUUACAGCCCUCACCGUGGCAGUUUUACUUAGUGUAGGAGGUGCCGGAGUAGGAACAGGUGUUGCGUCCUUAGUUAAUCAACAGCAAGGGAUGAAAGAUUUGAGAAUUUCUGUAGAUGAAGAUUUGCAGAAAAUAAAUACAGCUAUAAACGGAUUAGUAAAAUCAGUAAGAUCCUUAUCAGAAGUAGUACUACAAAACCGUAGGGGGUUAGAUCUUUUGUUCCUACAACAAGGGGGGCUAUGCGUAGCCUUAAGAGAAGAGUGCUGUACUUACGUAGAUCAUACUGGCGUAGCAGUAGAUGCCAUGGCAGAGCUAAAGAAACAAAUUGAACAAAGAAAGAGAGAACGAGAGGCACAACAAAGUUGGUAUGAAUCCUGGUUCAAUCACUCUCCUUGGUUUACAACCCUUCUGUCUAGCUUAGCAGGACCACUAAUACUGUUUGUUUUAACAUUGACCUUUGGACCUUGUAUCUUUAACAAACUUAUCAAUAUAGUCAAGAGAAGAUUAGAGGCUGCUCAUUUAAUGCUUAUUAGGGCAAAGUAUGAGCCGUUAAAUAAGGUAGAAAUGGAAGAUUAUUUAGAACUCAGCAGAAAAGAACUAGUAAGAUACAGUGAACAAAAAGAGUAA